AUCUCUAUCACUCUGGUAGAAGCAAAGCAUUUGCCGAAGAUGGAUCUGCACACAAAAUGCGAUCCCUUCGUGAUCGUGAAGCUUGGGGAUACUUCAAAGAAGUCAAAAGUGAUCAAGAAGACCUACAACCCUAAGUGGGAUCAGUCAUUU
This is a messenger RNA of Guillardia theta CCMP2712, 150 nucleotides long. RefSeq lists its product as hypothetical. Gene Ontology annotation, molecular function: calcium ion binding. NCBI's taxonomy places the organism in Eukaryota, Cryptophyceae, Pyrenomonadales, Geminigeraceae. The record is from RefSeq and is a predicted model, not a curated record. The transcript has a single exon. The annotation marks the transcript as partial.